AUGACCUCCCUCGGGAUACUCGAAAUUGUUUCUAAAAUAGGGACCACCUGUGAUUCCCACAGCAAUCAGGAUGAAGCAUCGGGGUCAUCGGAAUUUCGUGAUGCCCUGCGUGUUGCUAAAAUUAAUUACGACAGUAAAUACAUAGCCGUGUGUCGAGUUUUACCCGGACACGUGUACGAGGCGAUUGAUUCCAUUGGACCUAUGCUUUACGUACUCAAAUUAAUUACUGCCCUAGGAUUUACUGUGCCAGCGGAAACGCGUUCGUCACCGCCUCCUCAAACUAGGUUGGUGAACCACAACAUCACCACACAAAUGGGACCCAUCAAUAACUUCAGUUUCGAAUCGGAGGGUUCACAUCCGUCUGUGAGACGUGGUCACCAUGACAGGCCCGAUCUGAUGAGAAUGGGGUGUUUCUCCUGUCCUGGAGGAUCAUCCAGUGAUGAGAAAGAAGAGAGGAAGCGAUUGAAUUGCAGUGAUAAAAAUCGAACAAAAAUCAAUGACCAUGCAAAGACCCUGCCAGAUACCGGUCCACCUAAACUCCCGAAGAAGGGCCCUGCAGUUGCGAACCAGUCCCCUACUCAAGCCGAAAAGAAACCAGAAGCCGAGACUAGUCCUUGUAAUGGAGAAGCCAAUGCCUCUAAGGCCCGGACAUUCACCUUUGACACCUUAGUUUCCGCAACUCAGAAUUUCAAGGCGGAGAAUUUUCUGGGCGCCGGAGGCUUCGGAAAAGUUUAUAAAGGUCGUCUAACGGAUAGUGGUGAGAUUGUGGCUGUGAAGCAGCUAGACAGGAAUGGCUGUCAAGGGAUUGGUGAAUUUGUGGUUGAGGUUAUGACAUUGAGUUUGGCCAAACACUCAAAUCUCGUCAAAUUAAUAGGUUAUUGUGCUGAAGGAGAUCAGAGAUUGUUAGUGUACGAGUACAUGCCGUUAGGUUCCUUGGAGGACCAUUUACACGGCACUCGACCGAAUAGGAGUAAGCUGGAUUGGAACACAAGGAUGAAAAUAGCAGCUGGGGCAGCACAGGGAUUGGAGUAUUUGCAUGACAAGAUGGCUAAGCCGAUUAUAUACCGUGAUUUGAAGUGUUCUAAUAUUUUGCUAGGAGAGGGAUAUCAUCCUAAGCUGUCGGAUUUUGGGCUGGCCAAGGUUGGGCCCACAGGGGAUGAGACCCAUGUCUCUACGAGGGUAAUGGGCACAUAUGGGUAUUGUGCACCUGAUUAUGCAAUGACUGGUCAACUCACCUUCAAAUCAGAUAUUUAUAGCUUUGGUGUCUUCCUUUUGGAGAUAAUCACGGGUAGGAGAGCUAUUGACAACAGACGAAAUGGUUCGGAGAUAAACUUAGUUGCAUGGGCCAAGCCAUUGUUCAAGGACCGGAAAAGGUUCCACCUAAUGGCGGACCCUGCUCUUGAGGGCCGUUAUCCCGUGAGAGGGCUUUACCAAGCGCUGGCAGUUGCUGCCAUGUGUGUUCAAGAGCAGCCCAACAUGCGGCCCCUCAUAGCUGAUGUUGUUACAGCUUUGAAUUUUCUUGCUUCCCAAAAAUACGACCCAAAUGUCGACCCAAUUCAAUGCCCUUUAAACUCCACUCCUAAUUCGGUUACAUCUAAAAGGGCGGCCAAGAAUACUGAGAGAGCCGACUAGUGGCGCAACAUCUCGUUUUUACUAUAUGUGAAUAAGAAGCCGAGAUUUGCUGCCAUUUUUCGUGCUUUAGAAUUAUUUUUAUUUUUACUUUUUAAUUUUUAUAUAGGAUCUUAGGGUAAUGGUUAAAAUAAUGUGACUGGUUUCUGUGAGACUGUUGCUUUUUUGUUAGAUUUUAGGAAAUGGUUGAUGGUCGUUUUCCGUUCUGUGAGCGGGUGGUUGCACCAAAGGGCCGAAUCAGAUGAUUUUAUUGCGUUUUUGAAUGGGUUGAUUUUCUGUUUCUGCUCAUGAUUUAGACAGUGAGUGUGGCUUAUUCUGUUUGUCGGUGCAGUUGUGUUGUUACAUUCUUUAUUAGAAUUAUCAAUUAUCAAUAAAGAGAAUACCGACUCACACAUACACA
Molecule: messenger RNA, 2029 nt
Organism: Striga asiatica
Lineage: Eukaryota; Viridiplantae; Streptophyta; Magnoliopsida; Lamiales; Orobanchaceae
Source: the annotation of a GenBank genome assembly